GCUUUGAAUUGCUAGACUUUUGAGCUUUAGCGAAAAGUCGAGAAAGCAAAAUCCAGAGGCGGGGAACCGAAGAAGCCAACGGAUCCGCCAUGACUGCUCGUAAGAGAACUUCAGUGACUAAUUCGGAAAAACCGCCACCGGCGCCGGCGGAGCGUAAGACUAUUGCUUCCGGAGAUGAUUUCCGUCUCGCACCGCCGAAAUUGGGCGUGAUUCUCGUGAUCUCUUUGCUUCUGUGUUCGCUCUACCUCUAUCUUCUCUGUUUUCAUUACAAUGUUGAUAAUGAGCUCAAGCGACCGAUCCUCAUCAACGCUGGGCUUAGCUUGGUGGGGUUCUUUGUUACACUCAAAUUGAUACCUGUGGCUGCUACAUAUGUCCUGAGGCGUAACAUGUUUGGUUUUGAUAUCAACAAAAGAGGCACUCCUCAAGGAGAAGUUAAAGUGCCUGAGUCAUUGGGAAUAGUUGUCGGUAUUGUCUUCUUGGUCGUGGCGAUAAUAUUUCAGUUCUUUAAUUUCACAGAAGAUUCCUUGUGGCUUGUGGAGUACAAUGCAGCACUGGCAUCUAUUUGCUUCAUGAUUUUGCUUGGAUUUGUAGAUGACGUCCUUGAUGUGCCUUGGAGAGUGAAACUUCUCCUGCCAUCUUUUGCAACCCUUCCACUUCUGAUGGCUUAUGCUGGACAUACAACUAUCGUUAUACCAAAACCUCUGGUUUCUUAUGUUGGCUUGGAGAUACUUGAUCUAGGACGGAUAUAUAAGUUAUAUAUGGCGCUACUGGCUGUCUUUUGCACAAAUUCUAUAAACAUUCACGCUGGUCUGAAUGGCCUUGAAAUCGGUCAAACAGUAGUUAUUGCAGCAGCUAUUUUGAUACACAACGUUAUGCAAAUCGGAGCAUCUGUUGAUACUGAGCUUCGUCAAGCUCAUGCCUUCUCCAUAUAUCUUACUCAGCCAUUGAUGGCAACAUCCUUGGCAAUGCUUGCUUACAAUUGGUACCCUUCUACAGUUUUUGUUGGAGACACUUACACAGUCUUCGCCGGAAUGACAAUGGCAGUUGUUGGCAUUCUGGGUCACUUCAGUGAAACCCUCCUAAUCUUUUUUCUUCCUCAAGUGUUGAACUUUCUGUUGUCGCUUCCGCAGCUUGCUGGCAUUGUAAAAUGUCCACGACAUCGCCUCCCAAAGUUUGAUCCUGCUACCGGAUUAUUAACGGGAACCAAAGAUGGGACACUCAUUAACGUCUACUUGAGAAUUUUUGGUAGGAAAUCAGAAAAGUAUCUUUGUAUCCAUCUUCUUGUUUUCCAGGCACUAGCUUGCGCCUUCUGUUUCCUGCUGCGGCAUUUUCUUGCUGGUUGGUACAAAUGAAGACUCUUUUAACGGUUCCUCGUUUCCCCCUCUCUCUCUCUCUCUCUCUGCCUUCACAAAUCACAGAUACAGAACUUAGUUUUGUUUCAUGUCCAAUCUAUUAGCAACGUUGUUUUAGUUCGCUUACAAAGAGAGUUUCCAUCCUUAAACGAGAUCAAGGCGAGUGAAUUUCAACAAUAUCAAGAUUACAUAUUGUAGCAUAUUUUUCAUCUAAUUUAUAGAGCGACUGAAUCAUCUGUCUUGAAA
Molecule: messenger RNA, 1598 nt
Organism: Eutrema salsugineum
Lineage: Eukaryota; Viridiplantae; Streptophyta; Magnoliopsida; Brassicales; Brassicaceae
Product: UDP-N-acetylglucosamine--dolichyl-phosphate N-acetylglucosaminephosphotransferase
Exons: 11
Coding region: 90-1352 (420 amino acids)
Biological process (GO): protein N-linked glycosylation; dolichol-linked oligosaccharide biosynthetic process
Cellular component (GO): membrane
Molecular function (GO): UDP-N-acetylglucosamine-dolichyl-phosphate N-acetylglucosaminephosphotransferase activity
Source: RefSeq, a predicted model, not a curated record